CACGCCAGGGGAGCGCGUCGGAGCUGGAGGAUCAGCCGGGAGUGAAAAUGUGAAGGUGGAAUCCAAGGGAGCAGCGUCGCUUUAUUGUCACUGUGAGAAGAAAGCCGACGUUCACACAGCAGGCGCCGGGGCUUUGUUUGGAUGUUACGGCUAAUUACGGGAAUAACCCUCGUGUAUAUUUCUCUUUUCUUUUUCUCUCUUUUUUUAAUCCCUCUUUCUUUCAGCGUCCACCUUCUCAUUGACUGGAAGCGGUGCUGUUGACAGUGAGGAGCAUCAUUUUUAUCUUUACUGGAUAUUCAUUUUAAUUACACACUGGCAAAUCAGUAAACUACCCGUUUGUAGAUUUCCUCGUGCUUUAUGGGAUUAUUUCUUGACGGCGCAGCUUUGUUUUGGAUAAGAACACAUUGGCUGUCAUGAGUUCCAGUGCUUUUCACCAAGGCUCUAAGCGUAUUGAGCAGAGCUCUGGACCUAUUCGGUGCCACCGAUGUCGGGAAAUAUGCAAAGGAGAGGUGGUUCGAGUCCAAGAUACUCACUUUCACGUCAAAUGUUUCACCUGCACCGUGUGUAACUGUGAUCUGGCACACUCUGGCUUCUUCCAGAAGAAGGGUGAGUACAUCUGUACCUCAGAUUACCAACGUCUGUAUGGCACACGCUGCGACCGCUGCAACAGCUUCAUCACAGGAGAGGUGGUCUCUGCUCUGGGUCGUACAUACCACCCCAAGUGCUUCGUUUGCAGUGUCUGCAGUAAACCCUUCCCAAUUGGAGACAAGGUGACGUUCAGUGGAAAGGACUGCGUGUGCCAACAGUGCUCCCACAUACUUGUCAAGUCAAACGAACCCAUCAAGAUCCACGGGCCCAGUCACUGUGCUGGAUGUGGAGCUGAGAUCAAACAGGGUCAGUCUCUGUUGGCGUUGGAGAAACAGUGGCACGUCAGCUGCUUCAGAUGUCAAACCUGCAACAUGGUCCUCACCGGAGAAUACAUCAGCAAGGAUGGAGUGCCGUACUGUGAGGCAGAUUACCAUGCCCAGUACGGGGUGAAAUGUGAGACCUGCAACAGAUACAUCAGUGGACGGGUUCUAGAGGCAGGAGGGAAACAUUACCAUCCAUCCUGUGCUCGAUGUGCCCGCUGUAACACCAUGUUCAAAGAGGGAGAGGAAAUGUACCUGACAGGCUGUGAGGUGUGGCACCCUUUAUGCAAGCAGGCUGCGAGGGCAGAGAGGAGACUCAGGCACAGACGCCUGUCAGAAACCUCCAUCUCUCCGCCAGGAUCCUCCAUAGGCUCCCCCAACAGAGUUAUAUGUGCCAGAGUGGAGAAUGAGAUCCUAGAUUAUAAGGACCUAGCUGCUCUGCCAAAGGUCAAGGCCAUAUAUGAGGUCCAACAGCCAGACCUCAUAUCCUCCUCAUACCAGCCGUACCACAGAUACACCUCUGAUGACAGGCUAGACAAUUACUGCUAUGGGGAGUCACUUGGAACUCUUUCGCCAUAUUCUCAGGACUAUGACAACCUGGAUGCAAAGCAGCGCCACUGCUCCAGUCCAGGUUACAUUGACUCUCCGACGUAUAGUCGUCAAGGCAUGUCUCCCAUCAUGCCUCGCUCUCCUCAGCACUUUGGCUUUUCAGGCUCUGAGAGUGGCAGGAGUUCACCUUAUUAUGGCCAAGAGGGGCGGUCAAGCACACCCACCACAAACCAGCCCCCUAAACAUUUUCAUGUACCAGCCACAGGGGACCCCAACAUCUACAGGAAGCCUCCCAUCUAUAAGAGAACGGCCACCAAAAGCAGGACCAGUGAGGACAUCCUUAGAUCCUCCAGACUGUCCACCUAUUCUCCAGAGCCAUACACACAGUCAGAGUGUGAUUACUACCCAUACACCAGCUCCCCCAGGGCCUAUCGGGCACCAAGAAGACGCUUCUCAACGGGAGGAGAUGAAGAAGGCUGGAGUCAGAGUCUUCAAAGAAUUGGGAGUGGCAUUGGGAGGAUGAUCCUAAAGGAGGAGAUGAAAGCCAGAUCUGGUUCCUAUGACAACGACCCCUGGGGCAGUACAAGGAAUUCUCGAAGUGGGAGCAAGGAAACCCUGAACACAACAGGCUACAGCACAACGGUGUACAACAACACCAUCAAUGGCUCUCCUCGAUCUCAGUUCAGCGCUGACAGUGAUUUUGUAUGCAAGUCAGCUUCACUACCAGGAUAUGGACGCAAUGGCAUCCAGAGGCCUCAGAGUGCAGAUUGCUACCCGUACCAGUAUGAAAGCGGCAGUGAGGUCAACUGGGGAAGUAAAGCAGAACUCAAGAUUUACCCCUACGAGUCUCUCAUUGUCACCACAAGGGGACGCAACAGGCUGCCCAAAGAUGUGGACAGAGCCAGGCUGGAACGCCACCUGUCCCCAGAGGAGUUUACCCAAGUUUUCGGGAUGACCGUGGAAGAGUUUGACCGGCUGGCUCUGUGGAAGAGGAAUGAACUAAAGAAACAGGCCCGACUGUUUUAAUAUCAUACAGAUAAAACUGCCAGAAGAGGAGCCAGAAACUGAAUGAAGGGUGAAAAGAAAACAAAGAAGAUUUCCUCACAGUUACACUGCCAUGCCUGAGAACCAGUUCUAGAUCUCCUCACACGACAAACCAAAUUCUGGUCACACCAGAGUGGACUUCUGGGAUGCUGAUGGAGGGCAGCUGAGGCAUUAUGCAGCGUGAUCUGGUGCAUGGUUGCCAGUGCAGCUCUGGCUGUGUGCUGGAGUGGAGUGUAAGCAAUAGAGACUAUCAUACUGUAGUGUUGUGUUUUAUUUAAGACAUGAAUGGCUCCUGUAAGGACCCAAGAGUGUGUCUGUGACCAGAGCUGUAGUACUUCAUCAUGAUGAGGAGAAUUUUGGCUUUGCCUUAUUUGUUAUGCUAUCCUAGUUUUGACUGUGCAGCACCAGCAAUCUUAAAUGAGUAGAAUGUAGAUACAGUAUAUCAUUUAUGACACUUUAUCAGUGUGAAUGAUUUGGUAAGAAGAAUGAAUUUGAGCUAAAAUGCCACCAUUUUCGUUUGGAUGUGUUUUGUUCACCUGUUCCAACUUUUGCUUUUUCCACAUGAAACAGUGUCCUCUCUAGUUUACACAAAUGGAUACUGAAUUAAAAAUAACCCAGGGUGGAUGAAUCUAGGGGAACUGUUUGCUUGACCUGCAUUGAUUUGCAUGAAAAUAAAAACCAAAGUGAGAAGGAAAUUUGCAAUUUAGAAGACCACUUCCAUGUAAUGCUGGUUGAAUUAAUAGUCAAAGAUCACAAGUAGAUAUAACUAACUACAGCUGUACAGUAACCUGAAAGAAUGUGCGAUACAGUAGAUUUAAUAGGUACAGUAAAAGAAUUGUCAACUCCUGUCCUUCUGUUUUCUACUCAGUCCAAUAGAAUCUUGAAUUCAUGUAUGGAUGAGCAUUGAAGUCAUCCAUAUAUUCACCAUUAUUUAUAUUCUUUCAGAAUUAUAAUUUUGUUGAGAAAGAGAUUAUACUCCCUCACAACGAAGAUGUUCAGCAAGGUAUUUAACUCACUGACAAAGAUCCAGGGUUGUUGAAGACAUUCUUCCUUUGAAUACUGUUAUUUUUGAUUUUGUCACUAAAAU
This is a messenger RNA of Melanotaenia boesemani (Boeseman's rainbowfish), 3588 nucleotides long. It is a transcript of the gene ablim3, whose product is annotated as actin binding LIM protein family, member 3. Gene Ontology annotation, biological process: cilium assembly; cytoskeleton organization; lamellipodium assembly. The coding region runs from base 414 to 2483 and encodes 689 amino acids. Gene Ontology annotation, molecular function: actin filament binding. The record is from RefSeq and is a predicted model, not a curated record. The transcript has 23 exons. Gene Ontology annotation, cellular component: actin cytoskeleton; stress fiber. NCBI's taxonomy places the organism in Eukaryota, Metazoa, Chordata, Actinopteri, Atheriniformes, Melanotaeniidae.